AUGCAUGUAGAGACAACUCCAGAGUCCUCAACGGCUCCGGAGAAUGUCACGACAGGGACUUCAUCAUCCCCUAUCCUACCCAGCAGUCCAGGCUCGCAGGGGCCUUGUAUGUCUGUUUGGUACCCGGCAGGAGGUUAUCCUCCUGUUGGGAGAAACAGGAAAAGACGUAAGAUGAAUAAGGACGAGUUGGUCCGUAACAGGGCUCUUAAAGCGGCUGGCGGGGCGUGCGAGAAUUGUCGGCGCCGUAAAAAGAAGUGUCAUCACAAAGACAAUCGACUCAUUUUGUCGGCACCGGCUUCGACCCCAACCACGACUUCAGCUUCGGCUCCGACUCAGGCUCAGGCUCCAGCAAAUACAGCGCCAGCGCCAAGUCAUAACGUCUCGCCUACUUACCACCGCAACCUCGGACCACGUAGCGUCGUUCGUCCUCGACCAAACGACAUCCGCCAAGGAGCUACGUUCGGCCAACAGCAACAACACAAUCCGUCAAUCGCCUCUUCGUACGGACCUUCACUUGACCCGAGCAUGUUCUCGUCUUCCGACGGCGGUGCUUUCAGUAACGGCACCAUGACUAGCGCUCAAUCCGACGCAAUCACCCUCGCUGCCGACGAAUAUCACCCUGAGAUGGGGGCAGAGGCCCGAUUCGGUAUGAACACCGCCGGCUUUGGGCAUCAGUUUAAUGGGCGACUUGCCCCAGAGUUCGAUCCUACGAACCCCAACAACCAAAUCGGCUUGCUGGAAACUUGGCCCAAUAGUGCUCGUGAGCGCACAACUGAUGCUGGUCAUUGA
Molecule: messenger RNA, 789 nt
Organism: Talaromyces amestolkiae
Lineage: Eukaryota; Fungi; Ascomycota; Eurotiomycetes; Eurotiales; Trichocomaceae
Exons: 3
Coding region: 1-789 (262 amino acids)
Biological process (GO): regulation of DNA-templated transcription
Molecular function (GO): zinc ion binding; DNA-binding transcription factor activity, RNA polymerase II-specific
Source: RefSeq, a predicted model, not a curated record